UGUUUUUUGGAAAGAGGACAACAUACUUAUGAUUAACAAUUUCAGAGUAGGCGAUUUUUUUUCCCGCCCAAGAAGGGUCGGUAUAAAUAAAGACAAUCAUCGGAUCCCUCUUGUGUAACUCCAGGGCUUACAUGAACAGACCAAUCAACUAAUUCGACAUGAAAGCACAAAAACAGACUUUGUGUCUGCUAUGGAUUCUGUUGAUGUUGAUUUUCAUUGCGACAGAAGCUAGAUGGACGACAUCUAUCUCGCGAUCGCUCGGUAAAAUCAGAACAAGUUUAAAGUCCAGUCAACAAUUAGCAAAACAACAACUAGGAAAAAUAGAAAAUUAUCUUAAAAAUGAAGAUGUAUCAAACAAGAUUUCGUCAACAAUAGAAGCCGUGGGAAGUGCAGCUCCAUCUUUGACAGGUGGUGAUGUCACACAAAUUGUCUCUGGUGCAUUAGACAUCUUGUCAGCAGUUACAGUCCUGAUCCCAGUAGUCGGUCCGAUAAUAAGUAGCAUUUUGACGGUGAUUUCUGGAUUGGUUAGCUCAAUAGGUGGCAGUGGAAUGGACAUCGGUUCGGUUGUCAAGAAGGCUAUCGAUGAAGCACUUAGAAAAUUCGACGACUCCAACCUUAGAGCAGAAGCAAUCGGUACUACCAAAGUAUUUGGCGUUUCAUUAGCCUACCUUGACGGAAUAACCGAUCUACAGCAACACGAAGUUUCUGCUCUGUCUGCACAUAUUCCUAUCUAUUCUGGAGUUCGCUUCAUCGGAAUACUACAAUCAAAAAUAUUAGACAGUACAAAAAGUCAAGACAAACAGCAGGUCAAACGGGCAAUUGAAUACACGCGACUUUUUGUAAAGCUCUCUGUUCUUAGAUCCGCUGUUAUGUGGAAAAUGUACCUCACCGUCAAACAGGCAGGACAUAGUGUAUCAACAGCGAAGAGCAUUCAUAACGUCAUAAAGAAUAUGGAAUUGAAAGACAAAGAAUUCUUAACGUUUUUGACGAAUCCUAAAUACAAUCAAGCUGUUUUUUUUUGCACACUUGAAACCAUCGGAAUUGCCUGAAGUUUCGAAGUAUCUUCACAAACGUCAACUUGCCUUUCAGAAUCUGACAUUUUUAGGGGCAGGAUCACAUACCUUUCGGACCCAAAAAUGGCCAAACUGGUAUGCAUAU
Messenger RNA from Mytilus trossulus (common blue mussel), 1158 nucleotides. Its product is annotated as toxin CqTX-A-like. NCBI's taxonomy places the organism in Eukaryota, Metazoa, Mollusca, Bivalvia, Mytilida, Mytilidae. The transcript is spliced from 2 exons. The record is from RefSeq and is a predicted model, not a curated record. Bases 159 to 1049 code for a protein of 296 amino acids.